CGAAAUUCUGAAAGGCGGUUCUAUAGACGCAUGUUCGUUCGAUGCAUAACGAAGAACAGUCACGGAUGGUUACGAGGCGUCCUAUCACACGGAGUGUAUCUCGGCAACGAGCGAAUCAGAAAAAUCGCCGUAUAGUAGGACAACGUUCUCGCCAGAGAGUCUCCGUGUUGCGCAGCGAGAAUAGAAUGCGAGCGUAUCGUUUCGAGAAGGGCACGUCUCGUCGAAAGAUGCGAAGCAGUUAACAGUGGUUUUGACGAGUGUGUGUGUUGCCUUUUGUCAAGGCAAAAGGUUCACUUCUUAUCUCCACAGUGGAUACGUAUAUGAGCGCGGAUAUACGAGCAGCCAGUGCGGUGCACUCGACGCAGUAAAAAUCGUUCGUAACAGUGUCCUCGGGAGAUAUUGUGUCGUGUGUUGCGGGUUGUUACGCCGAAGGUCGUGAACAUUCGUGCGAUUGUUCGAGAAGCUUGUGUCCCGUACGGAAGACACGUUACGAAAAGAUUAAAAGGGAAAGGUGGACGAUCCUCCUUGGAAAGCCUCGGUAAAAUGGCGGUGAUCGGUACUCCGAUUGGCGCUAAGCGAUAGAAGAGGAUUGCGUCCCGUUCACGCUCCCCGAAUUUUGUUUUGAUCCAGUUGUAGAGAUAUCUUCGUCGAGACCGGUCAAUUCGCGGUCACCCACGGAUCAUUUUGCUUUCAUUCCCUCGCCCCCUCCCUGCUACCCCCGUCCUUGGUUUUAACCAUAACUAGGCGAAAAUUUCGAACGGCGUCCUAUCGAACAAUAUAUAUCUAUAUAUAUACAUAUAUAUAUAUAUAUAUACACAUAUAUAUAUAUAUAACAGUAUUUAUCCAGUCGAGGACGAUCAAGGUGGUAAGGACCACCGACGGAACGGUUUCCAACGGCCGCGAUGCCGCAUCGUUCCAACCUCCAGUUUGUUGAACGGCCGAACGAUAAGGACAACUCUAUCAAAUCCUCGUCGGCUUAUCUGUAGAUUUUGAAUUUACAAAGUGAAACUCUAAUCUGCCAAAAUGAAAAUUGACAGAAGCAGGUUGAAAAAGUGCAUUUCUGAGGCGCCGGCAGAAUGCCAAGCCCUCAUAAACAAGUUGCGUUCGUGUUCCCAUGCAGAAUUGCUAGAGGAGUUAAAACAGAUAGAUGCAUGGACCUUUGGAAAAUGCGAACUGUUCCAUUGGAUCGACGUAUUAGAUCUUAAUGACAGUAUUUUAGAAGAAGCUGCAGCGAGGAGUCCAGAUAAUCCAUGGGAAUUAGCCUGUGAUCUUCCUCAAAACAGAGAGGCUAAAGAACUUCUUCUUUGGAUUCUUCACUUCACAACAUUACUGAUCGAACAUUCGUUCUCUCGACAUUUGUACAACAGUAUGGAGCAUCUAGUGUCCUUGUUAUCGAGUUGCGAUAUGCAUGUUGUUCUUGGUGUCCUAAAUCUACUUUACAUGUUUAGUAAACGUAGUAAUUUCAUUACUCGUUUAAAUAGUGACAAAAGGCAAGCUUUAAUUAGUAGACUCAAUCAUCUGGCAGAGAGUUGGGGUGGUAAAGAGAAUGGAUUUGGUUUGGCAGAGUGUUGUAAAGAAUUUCCUGAUAAGCCCCUCCCAGCAAGUGCUACAACAUUGCAUUUUGAAUUCUAUGCAGAAAACUCGAAUACCGAUCCAUCAGGUAGCACACAAAAUACUGGUGCAAAGAAGCUUGGACAAACAAAUUUUGUAACAUAUAUACACAUUGAGAAUGUGGAUAAACUUGGUAAAACACCGGCACAAAUAAUGAAUGAUUUGUUGAAGGUUUAUAAUGUACCUCAAGAUCGACAGAUGGCGCUCUUCACACACAUAAGACUGGCACACAGUUUUUCCGAUUAUCGAAGACGUUUACAAUGUGUACAAGCUCGGUUGCAAGCAUUGUCGGUACUUGUAUAUAGUAAUGCACUUCAAGAAAACGCAGAUAGUUUGCUUCAUGCUGGUCUUUUAGAAGAAUUAGUCGAAUUAAUGGAACUUCCACAUGCACAUCUUGUUGAAAUGCGUGCAGCAGCAUUGCGGACUCUCACUAGUAUCAUUCAUUUGGAUCGUAAUCCACAUUUUCCCAAGAAACCCGGUUCGAGGCUAAAUAUGAUAAUUGACGUCACUGGAGCAAGUUCGUAUCACGGAUUUUUCCCUGUAUCGAUUCGCACAUGUAUUUCACAGUUAACUUCGCCACCACCGGAUGGACCACCCUUUCCGUUGCAACUGGCAACAGCAUUAUUUAGUUUUCUUUAUCAUUUAGCCAGUUAUGAGGCUGGAGGUGAAGCUCUUAUAAGUUGUGGAAUGAUGGAAAGCUUGUUAAAAAUUAUGAACUGGCCGGGAACCGAGUUGGAACAUAUAACGUUUGGUACUAGGGCAGUUCGUGUAAUAGAUUUGAUGACUAAUAUAGAUAUGCAAGCAUUCCAAGCACACAAUGGCCUAGCAAGUUUUAUCAACCGCAUUGAUAUGGAAGUGAACGUAUGCAGAAAGGAGCAACCGUUUGAGAUAGAACCGUACGCGUAUCCAGAUAAUUCGCAAUCGUCUCGUGAAAGAUCCAUAGAACGGGACGAGGAAUCCACGUCAUCGCGACGAUUGAACGAACCGUUCGACGAACGCGAGGAAUCGUCGAAUCCAAUGGAAUUCUCUGAAGAUGAGAAUAUGACCUCAAAGCCAGAAGACAAGAAUGAACAAAUGCCAGAUUACUCUGCCAUGAAGAAUGGAAGAACGUGUCUGCCGCAACGAGCCGCGCUGUUGAAAUCAAUGUUAAAUUUUGUAAAAAAGACCAUUCAAGAUCCAGCAUUUUCCGAUAGCAUUAGACACGUCAUGGAGGGGACCUUACCUUCGUCCCUGAAGCACAUUAUCAGUAAUUCCGAGUAUUACGGCCCUUCGCUGUUUCUGCUUGCUACGGAUGUCGUGACAGUGUACGUUUUCCAAGAACCGUCGUUACUGUCUUCCUUGCACGAUAACGGACUGACUGAUAUUGUACUACAUGCUCUACUUAUCAAAGAAGUUCCUGCAACUAGAGAAGUUCUAGGCUCAUUACCCAACGUGUUCAGUGCUCUGUGUUUAAAUCAACGUGGAUUGGAAUCGUUUGUAAGACGACGACCCUUCGGGCGGUUGUUUAAAGUCUUAUUGUCACCGCUCUACCUUUCUGCGAUGAGAAGACGCCGAAGCGCUGAUCCUUUAGGUGAUACAGCGACGAAUUUGGGCAACGCGAUGGACGAAUUGAUGAGACACCAACCGGGUUUAAAAGUUGAUGCAAUCGCUGCCAUUAUAAAACUGUUAGAAAAACUUUGUGUCUUGGGCUGUGAUCCCCGGUACGUCUGUUUACGAGCUGCUAGCAAGUCCGACAAUUCACCGUCGAAUUCAGCUUCCGGAAUCCGUCAGUCCUCUGGACAGUCCGUUGGAGUCGGGGUCGGUGACUCUCGUCCCGGAGGAGGCGGCGGAGGCGGAAGCAGUAGCGACGAGGAAGAGGAAGAUGAAGAGGAAGCCAGUACAAGUUCCCAUCCUCAACGCGAGGAACAACCGUCACCGUCGCCAGCUCAACCUGGUCCACCACCACAGCCUAGGGAGAAAACACCAAUAGCUUUAGUGGAAUACAUACACAACGUUAUGAAAUUCGUUGACGCUAUUCUUAGUAACAAUUCCACAGACGAUCAUUGUAGAGAAUUCGUCGCCCAGAAAGGUCUAGUGCCGUUACUAUCCAUCUUGGGAUUACCUAAUCUUCCAGUGGACUAUCCAGUCGCUCAGGCUGCUCAGUCUGUGGCAACAGUUUGUAAAAGUAUCUUGAACCUUGCGCACGAACCGUUAGUCUUGAAAACCGGACUGUCACAAUUGAACGAAGUACUAAAUUUAUUGAAACCACUCCACAAUCACACGGAUACACCAGGAGGUUCUGUUUUGUUACACGAACUUGCAUCCGCUCCAAAUUUAGAGACCGCUUUCACGAGCGACACAGCAACACCUUUGCUCCAUGCUAUGAACGCCGCGCAUGGAUACGUAGUAAUGUUUGUCCACGUGUGUCGCACCAGCCAGAGCGAAGUCAGAAAUUUGUCUAUGAAUCACUGGGGAUCGGGACUCGGUUUAACAGUCCUGAAAGGUCUCUCCGAGUUGUAUAUGUCGUUGGUUUGGGAGAGCACACUAUUGUUAGCAUUGUGCAGUGAGGACAGUAUACCAGCUGGAUGUGACUUUGGAAAAGAAGAUAUGGAUAAAUUGGUGCCACCCGAGUUAAAGAAUGAUGGCGAAACUUCUGGCUGGUCAGGUGGUGUAUCCUCAGAUAUGGGAAGUAAUGGAAUGACCACAGCCAUGGAAGCCUUGAGUACAGAUCCACCACCUGUACCCAUGGAGGUGGACGAUAAACCAAGCGCUAGUGCAGGAAGAGUAUCUCCAAAUUCAUACCAGCUUAAGUACAUCAAACCUUUGUUAGGAGCUUCAUCUAGAUUGGGCAGGGCAUUGGCUGAAUUGUUUGGUUUACUUGUCAAGCUUUGCAUGGGUUCUCCUGCAAGACAACGUCGAGGACAACAGAUGCCGUUAACCCCAGUUCUUCCUUCGCAAGCAGCUGGAAGCGUGGCAACUGCCUUAAAUUGUUUAUUGAUCCGUGGAUUGACGUGGGAUAUAUUACCACCAUCACCGAUACCCAAGUUUAAAUUGACCUUCUUGAUAUGCUCUGUAGGUUUUACAUCUCCGAUGCUGUUCGACGAAAAGAGGCAUCCCUAUCAUUUAAUGCUUCAAAGAUUUGUUAGACAAGGCGGACAAUACGCAUUUUUUCAUACUUUUCAUUGGGCAUUAUCUGGUGGUGGACAGUUUCCUGCAUCAGAAGGACUGGAACACCCUAAUUUGCCUGACGGCACUGGGGAAUUUUUAGAUGCAUGGCUUAUGCUUUUAGAAAAAAUGGUGAAUCCAAAAGCAAUUUUGGAUUCCCCUCAUCUUGUUUCUUCGAAAUAUACUGGAUUAUACAAAAUGUAUGAAUUCGAUCCGAUAAAAUACCUCACAAAUAUUCACAAGAAAGCCUUUCAGGCGGUGAUGCUUAUGUGGGGCAAGAAACCUUUAAAAAAUUAUGGUGCCCGUAUGACAGAAUCAAUUUUAUCUAUUUUACGACAUAUUCUAAGGGGUGAGAGAAUUAUCAAGGAACGCACAGAAAAAGAAGAAAAUAGUGAAGGAGCUAUUACUGGUAGCACAAGUGGUACCAGUGGCAUUGGUAGAGCUGGAGCAAUGUCUGACCGUAGAGAAGAACCGGAAUCGGAUGUAAAUCAAGAACAUCUUAGACAGCUAAUGGAUAUGGGAUUCAGCAGAGCUCAUUGUAUCGAAGCUUUGAGUCAUACGUUGACUGUUGAACAAGCUACAGAUUACCUUUUAACUAAUCCUGCCACAUUACGAAGAUCGGAUGUACCACCUGGCGAUGCUAAUGGCCAAGGUCUUAUGAUGGACCUGGAAAUAGACGACGAUCAAAUAAUGCAUGCCAUAGCUAUGUCGUUGGGAGAAACGGAAACGCGGAAAGCUUCUGGUUUAGAAAAGUUCCCAGAAGAGCUUAUUUGCGAGCCUACUAUAACGAGCAGUAUAGAUGAAUUUACAAGCACUGCUUUAAGUCAGUGUUUGAAUUUGUUGGAUCUGAUGCCUGACACAGUCUACAGAAUAUGCGACUUGUUAGCUACCAUUACAAAAAGAAAUGGAGAUGAAUGGCGGGAUAACAUGUUGCUGCAACUUAUAAAAGAGAUUGGUAGUUUAGUAGAUUAUUUAAUCGACAUUGCUAAAAGUAACGAUCCAAAUGCUGGUACACGGCUAGUGGAGUGCGAAGAAGCUAACAAAGUUGCUGGACGUAUUUAUCUUUAUACCUUAUUCUUCGAGGGAACGUUCCAAGAGAUGCGAGUACCCUGCGCCCAAAUCGUAAAAGAAUGCGGUGUCUCUGAUUUACUCGUACGAUUAUUGGUAGUAAGCGAAGGGCCACUCACAGCAAAUAAAAAUAAAGUUUCCAAAGACAAUAAGGAUGGAACGACAGUUUCUACUAAAACCCCGAAAUGGCUCGCACCUUUGCUACUUUUAAUAGAUCGUUUGGAAAGAGUAGCUAUAUCGACGCAAAGAAAAUUAUUAAUGCACAAGGUAACUCGUAAAGUCUGGAAAUGGUUCGACUUGAAUACAGGAGAAUGGACCAUAUACUCUCCAAUAAAUAAUCGAAUAAUCAAUGAUGCUUAUUGGGCCGGUGAAUCCAAUGUGAGAAUCACGUGUAGUAGGCGAAGAUAUUUGAUCAAUUUCUCGACCAUGACACAAGUUAACGAAGAAAGUGACAACAGAAGACCGAUAGCCAUGAAUUUCAAAUUGCGUCCAGUUAUUGAUUACGGUCCGAUUACGGUAGAGGAGAAAAGGAACACUUUCGUGCAAGGUCUACAUCCUAGCGUAAUCCCAAGCAUCAUACGCACGUGUGUGAAGCUAUUAACAAUUCCGGUAGACCGGGACGCGUUACAUGCUUUAAUGAAGGUCUGUUUGCGAUUGACAAGAGAUUACGAGAAUGCUGCGAUCUUUGCGCGCGAAGGCGGCGUGAAACUUUUAUUGGAAAUGACUCAGGCUAGCAGUUUCAUCGGCAGCAUAAAUUUGAGUACAUUGUUGAUCCGACACACUUUGGAGGAACCGGCUAUUCUUCGCCAGGCUAUGGAGAAGGUUAUACGGACUCGUACCCAGGGUAAUAUACCACCACCAUACAAAGAGAUCCUAUUUAUGACACGUCAAAUCAGCAGCGCAGUUUGCCGUAAUCCGGAAGUCUACAGAGAGAUCUGUGAAAAUAUUCUGAGAGUAGACAUCAGUCUACUGAGAAGGGAUUUUGAUUAUAGAUUAAUCGUGAAAGCUCUCCCACCGAGUCAGUCGCAGAACUCAUCAGUGGAAGAAGUAUCGGAAGUAUCGGUGUCCGUGGUGCAAGAUCUGCUAAACGCUCUGAUAAAACCUAUGCCGAUUCUACCUGAUGAUAACACAGCAACACCUACUGGAAGCCCCGAGAAGAAAACUACUCAUUCGAGUUCCACUGUAGGAACAACAUCCUCCAGACGAGGAGACGUGCUUCGAAACAACGCGACAACAACGAAUGAUCCUCUAGACGACGACGAUCAGGUCUCCCAGAUAAUUUCAUUGAAAAUCUAUCCGGAUAUUGGCAACAACGGCAAGGUUGAACCAGAAGAAGCGAAGAAACCUCUGCUGGCAAAAUCAGCCAUUCUGAAAAUACUCGCAGAAGCUGUUCGUUCUUACAAUGGAAUCGCCGACUUGAUCACAGAGCACGUUUACCUUGCUGGGCAAAGCGAGAUGGUGACAGAGGAUACAACAGCGCUCGCUUUUCUUUUGGACAAGCUGCUGCCGAUAUUGCCAGAGAACUCGAGCGACAGACAGUGCAGCAAUAUGGCCAGAAUUUUAAUAGCCGCUAUUGCCUCUUGUAAUCAUUCUCCGGAUGUUCAGACGACCUUAGUUACCGAGGUGAAAGCUGCACUGACCAGGACUUUGGCGCUUCCUGAAAGCUCUGAGAAGCACGCGCAGCUCCAGCUGCUGAUCGCUGUGAUUUCUACCAUGAUCGACAGUUGCCCUCCGACCCUGCAUAAUCAGUUGCGGGCUUCCUUGAAAAUACAUCCGUACAAUAAUGUGAAUUAUAUCGUGAGGAUCAUGCUGAGAAAGGGAAUAAUCACUGACUUAGCAAAAAUUCCGCACAGUCUUGAUCUGUCCAGUCCAAACAUGGCUGGUACCAUUAAUGCUGCCUUGAAACCACUCGAGACGCUUUCCAGGAUCAUAAACCAACCGAUGCCGGGAGCGGUAAACAAUAAGUUUUCGAAGCCUAAAAACAGAACGAUUCAAGAAGAGCCGAUCGGAGAACAGACAGGCACCACAACGUCGGAGGCGACUCACGCGGUUGGAGAAGAAGCAAACGAAGACGCUGAGAACACUGAGCACGAUAUAUCAGUUACCGCUGAGAGCCUCGAGCCUACCUCGGAGAGUCAAGUGCACGAGGAGGGCGAUGAAGCUGCACUGGACGACAUUAUGGAUCAGCUGCUUGAUAGGGAAGGCUCAGCCGUGGCGGAAGAACAAUCUUCCCGGCCACAUCGGCCAAUGGAUAUCGACGACGAAGGUCUCGUGAUACGUGACACCGAAGCUGAUUUCGACCCGACGCGAGACACCACAGAGGAUUUGAUGAGUUCCGAUUCAGAUGCUGAUAGCAAUCCUUCCGAUGACAAUGAGGAUGAGGUACAAGACGAUGAAGAUGAGGAAGAAGAGGAAGAAGACGACGGAGAGGAGAAUGAAGAAGAAGAAGAGGAAGAAGAAGAGGGCUCCUCAAACUAUGAAGAGGAUGGAAUAGAAUUUUAUGAAGAUGUUGAAGGUGACGGUGUCUUCAGAAUGUUCCCAUCAACGGAACGUGACGGAAGCAACGUUGUAAUAAUUCAACACAACAUCGAUAAUCAGGACAAUUUGAGUACUUCUACUCCUGUUACACCGCGUUCCAGUCUUCCAUGGGCUACGACAUUCCCUCUACCUUUAGGGCUCUUCGAAGAUUCGCCUUCAGUUUCCGAAAGCAAUGGUAUGAAUUCCCACCCAUUGUUAAUACCACAGAGCGGUUUGGAUGGUGCUCAUACAAGAGUUCAGAGAGCUCUGCGACAACGAAGGUAUCAGUUUCUUCAAAUACAAAAUCCACGAAAUCCGAAUCCGCCAGUAAUAUUACAAAGGUUGUUGGGCCCAGCUGCGCAAGGAAUUCCCUUAUCUGCCAGUCAAGUUGGAACCUCCAGGAUCUUUACCAAUCAAGAAGAAUCUACCGGUCAUAUUGUAGUCUCCAGAAUUUAUACGAAUCAAGAGGAAGAACAAAUAGACUUUGUGGAUCAAUCCGGCUAUCUUUUUGGACCAAGUCUAGCAGCCACAUUGAAUAACAUUCCGACAGCGUUACACUGGUGGAUCGAGGAGAGUAAAUUAUUAGAUGGUGACUCUCAGGCAGAUUGCUGCGAUGGUGUUGUAUUCAAACUAACCCAUAACCUGACGAAACAUAGAGACGAUGAGCUCGCAGAACGAAAAGAAAGACGUAAGAAGCAACUGAAUUCUGAGAAGAAAGGUGAAAAAGAUGGUAAAGAUGAGAAAGAUCAUCUGAAUAAUACGGAAUCGACUUCUUCCACUGUGAUACCCAUAGAAGAGCAAAUCUCAACAGCGUCAACGUCUCAAAGAGAAGACGCGAACAACCUCGUCGCCGACUUCGGAACCCCAAUCGAAACGACUCGACAGGAACGUACUCCUGACGAGGAUAUAAUCGAUGUGACCGGUGAAAUGGAAGUAACGGUGCAGGAAGACGAGGAACGACCUCCACCGCCACCUUUGCACGAGGAAGUGGUGUCGUCGGAAGCCAGAGAUCCUCGAAUAACCAACAGAAACUCGACACUGGAACUAGCGCAGAGUAUCGUCGACUCGGUACUUCGUCCUAGCGCAUCCGAAGCCAGCCGACUGAGACAAUCGGACCGACCUGCCGAAACAUCGAAUCCCAACGAAACGUCUAGUCGAACGAACACAACCAUACUAGUUGAUUUUAGUCAAGAAGGUAACGAAGAUUUGUUAAGGGAAAGUGACUCGGCCGACUGGAUGAGAACGUUUUUAACCGACGACGGUCAGUCGAACAUUGAACGAAACGCGAACGUACUCAAUCAAGAUCCCACCACUUCGGCAUCAGAGAACAUAAGUCCAGAACAAUCGGAGCAGCAACAACCGCAACAACAACAGCAACAACACCCGCAGCAGCCGCAACAACAGCAACAACAACAACAACCAGAACAACCUCAGCAAUCGCAACAACAGACCCAACAACAAUCGCAACAACAACCUCAGGAGCAACAGUUACCCGACGGAGUGGAUCCUUCUUUCUUGGCCGCUUUGCCAGAAGACAUGCGCGACGAAGUCAUAGCCGAACAGCUCAGACUUCAACGAAUCCGACAACGAGCUCAAGCGACCGUGGUCGCAGAAUUAACCGGACCGGUCGAGGUUAAUCCUGAAUUUUUGGCUGCCUUGCCACCGGCAAUUCAGGAAGAAGUUCUGGCACAACAACGCUUGGAACAACAACGACACGCAGCUGCCUCUGCUAAUCCUGACGAUCCAGUCGACGCAGCUGCCUUCUUCCAGAACUUGCAACCUUCUCUGAGACAGGCGAUUCUGACCGACAUGGAGGAAUCCCAGAUAUCUGUUCUGCCACCGGAUCUGGCUCAAGAAGCUCAGAAUCUUAGGAGAGAAUGGGAAGCCCGAAACCGACAUUUGAUGCAGGAAAGAUUUCUUAGUCACGUUAGCCAAGGGAGCGCUACUUUAUCCACUAUAUUAAGGCAUUCUAGUAGAGGUAGAGCUACGCGUUUCGCGAUUCAAGCGGUGACGCAAAGAGGACAAUGGGGAGAUCCGUUGAUGCGCGGUGAUACUAGUAUAACGCACCAGGGAGCGGGUCUUCGACUUAAAGGCAGACAAUUGUUGGAUCAUGAAUCGAUGGCAUGCUUAUUAAUAUUACUGUUUGUUAAUGAACCAAAAAUUAAUACGUUAAGAUUUCAUAGAGUUAUCAAGAAUAUUUGCUAUCAUGGUAGCACAAGAGAAUGGGUAGUUAAAGUCUUGCUAAGCAUCAUGGAAAGAAGUAACGAUGAGAAUAAAGAUAUUGCUGCGGAUUUCGGCGGCAAAUAUAAAAGGAAAAGUUUGAUGCCCUCGAUGGACUACUGUUCUCCCAAGGUUUUAGACCAAAGAAACAAUUCGCAGUCGUGGUUGAAUAUCAGCAUAGAUGCUGCACUUGGUUGCAGAGCGAAUGUUUUCCAUAUAGUUAGACACGGUGGAAAGAAGUCGGAAAGACAAGGAAGCAGUAUCGCCAUUCAUCCGCAAGCUGCACCGACAGUAUGCAAACAUACGUUAGACUUACUGAUAGCAUUGGCUAAAGGGUUCCCUGGAUAUUUCGUGCCAGUGAAGCCUAAAGAAUCAGAGGAAAAGGAGGCUAACAAAGAGAAAGAUUCAAAUAAUAAAGAAGAGGCUUGCUCGAAAGGCAAAUCCACCUCGAAACCAGGGAAAAGCGACCAACCAGAUUUCUGGGACAUGUUACUGAAACUAGAUUCGUGUGCCUCGAAGAAAGGAAAGUCGGUCGCCAGGACGCAUUCUAAUUCGUAUCUAGGAAACGAACCGGAACACAGUACGACCACUUUUGAGGCUUCAGCUUUCGGUCAAUUAAUUUCCAUGCUGAAUUGGUCGGUCAUCAAGCGUAGUAGUCAGUUAACAGAUAAACUGCUAAGACUGUUAUCACUGAUCUCUAUCGGCCUGACGGAGGUGAGCCCGUUCCACAGACAAGAAGGAAACAAAAAUAAAAAGUCGGAAGUGAACAAAGAGCAGGGUGUCGCUGCGCCUGAAGAACAUCUUAAGUUAGCUGUACAAGUACUAACCAGUAAAAGUUGUUCCGAGGAGGGACUGGAAGAUGCGACUGCUUUACUACUUAAUUUGUCUCAUUGUCCAGACCCUACUAGACAACUGAUAUUAAAAUUACUGAUGGAGGGCGCUAUGGAACUUGCUAACAUGGUUUGCGAACAUAUAAAGGAUUUAAUGAUGGAACUCAAGGUUUUAAAUCGUGAAUUGAGACGGAAUUCUAUUGAAGAGCAACCUUCAACUAGCACUGGAGGUUCUCGAGGAAUUCUUUUGGACAGAUUUACGAAUGAAAGUGUGGUUGUUACUGCACCUAGCAAAGUCAAAGCUGGUAGUGACCUUCAGCUGCCAUCGAUGGCUGCCCUUGUUAGCAAAACCUCUAGUCAGGCAUUUUUCUUGAGAAUACUUAAAGUGAUCGUACAAAUAAGAGAGGCUGUACGUUUAGCAAACAGCAAGAAGACAGCUAAUCAAACUACGGAAGGUAGUGGUGAGACUGCAAACACGAAUCAAACACCAGGCGAAGGUGAUGGUAAUACCGAUGGUGAUGUGGCUAUGGACACAACGCAAACGAAUUCAUCUCAGCCUGAGAAUUCGAAGCCAACUGUUGCAUCUGAUGGUGAGGAAAAGCUUCCGCUGUUAAGCGAAUGUCUAGUAUUGGAUCAUUUAUGGGAGACACUCAGCGCCUGCUUGUUAGAAUUGGAAUAUACUCCAGAUCAUCAUGCCGUCUUAGUUUUACAGCCCGCUGUGGAGGCCUUUUUCCUGAUUCACUCGUCGUCGAGUGCCUCUCGGGAACGUCAAUUGAACACAAAUGCAGAAACUAGAGAAGUUGUUCCAGACCUUGCACCAGUGUCGCCAAUAUAUUCGGAUAACGAAGGCACAUCCCAAUCAGAAGCAGCGAUUAACACUUCAUGGGACAUGGCUCCUCCUCCUCAAAAGACACUGCCACCAGACCAAGUCAAGUUCCUCAAGUUUGCUGAAACGCACAGAACUGUUCUAAAUCAAAUCCUACGUCAAACCACCACGCAUUUGGCGGAUGGGCCUUUUUCUGUAUUAGUGGAUCACACGAGAGUUCUCGAUUUCGACGUGAAGAGACGGUACUUCCGAGCUGAGUUGGAACGAAUGGACGAAGGUAUUCGUAGGGAAGAACUGGCUGUGCACGUGCGCAGAAGUCACGUUUUCGAAGACUCGUUCCGAGAACUUCACAGGCGAAACGCUGACGAGUGGAAGAAUCGGUUUUACAUCGUUUUCGAAGGAGAAGAAGGCCAGGAUGCCGGAGGACUUCUUAGAGAGUGGUAUGUCAUCAUUUCUAGAGAAAUAUUCAAUCCUAUGUACGCACUGUUCACUGUAAGUCCUGGUGACCGAGUAACAUACAUGAUCAACUCUUCUUCGCAUUGUAAUCCUAACCACUUGUGUUACUACAAAUUCGUCGGCCGAGUCAUUGCCAAAGCAAUUUAUGACAACAAGCUCCUAGAAUGUUAUUUCACGCGCAGCUUUUAUAAGCACAUCUUGGGAAUAUUAGUAAAGCACACGGACAUGGAAAGCGAAGAUUACAGUUUCUACAAAGGAUUGGUAUACCUUACAGAACACAAUAUCGCCGAUCUUGGAUAUGAAUUGACUUUCUCUACAGAAGUGAACGAAUUCGGUGUAAAUGAUGUACGUGAUUUAAUACCAAACGGACGUAACAUCGUUGUUACCGAGGAAACGAAGUUAGAAUAUAUUCGGCUUGUUUGUCAGAUGAAAAUGACUGGAGCAAUCCGAAAACAGUUGAACGCGUUCCUAGAAGGUUUUUACGAUAUUAUUCCGAAACGACUGAUCUCUAUAUUCAACGAGCAGGAACUUGAACUACUAAUUAGUGGAUUACCGAAUGUAGACAUAGAGGACCUUAAAGCCAAUACCGAGUACCACAAAUACACUGCAACAUCUUUACAAAUUCAAUGGUUCUGGCGAGCACUGCGAGGUUUCGAUCAAGCCGACAGAGCUAAAUUUUUACAAUUUGUCACCGGAACGUCAAAGGUGCCGUUGCAAGGCUUCGCAGCUCUAGAAGGAAUGAACGGCGUGCAAAAGUUCCAAAUCCAUCGCGAGGACCGAUCGAAGGAUAGGCUUCCAUCAGCUCAUACAUGGUCUUUCAAAGAUUAG
Molecule: messenger RNA, 13500 nt
Organism: Nomia melanderi (Alkali bee)
Lineage: Eukaryota; Metazoa; Arthropoda; Insecta; Hymenoptera; Halictidae
Source: RefSeq, a predicted model, not a curated record